This is a messenger RNA of Frankliniella occidentalis (western flower thrips), 262 nucleotides long. RefSeq names its product protein brawnin (gene sloth2). The record is from RefSeq and is a predicted model, not a curated record. The transcript has a single exon. Gene Ontology annotation, biological process: mitochondrial respiratory chain complex III assembly. The coding region runs from base 1 to 186 and encodes 61 amino acids. NCBI's taxonomy places the organism in Eukaryota, Metazoa, Arthropoda, Insecta, Thysanoptera, Thripidae.
AUGCCUUACGGAGUACCCUGGCCUAGAUUUCUAGCAUUCUCAAUCUCAGCUCUGUCAAGCAGUUUAGUAGGCUCACAGUUAGUGCACAAUUAUUACCAGCCUCUGGCUGAUAUGGAUGAGCUCAUACGUAAAGAAGUUGAGCGCUUAAAAGCUGAGAAAGGAAUUGUUGAUGAUAAUCUAAAGUAGAGGCCCCUUGCGUGAUUUAUAAUUAUGUUGUAAAUAAAUAGCGUUGUUACUCAGAAUAAAUUAUUUUUUAUCUGAA